Messenger RNA from Pelobates fuscus (common spadefoot toad), 3193 nucleotides. RefSeq names its product kinesin family binding protein (gene KIFBP). The record is from RefSeq and is a predicted model, not a curated record. Lineage: Eukaryota; Metazoa; Chordata; Amphibia; Anura; Pelobatidae. The transcript is spliced from 7 exons. Gene Ontology annotation, biological process: neuron projection maintenance; central nervous system projection neuron axonogenesis; microtubule cytoskeleton organization. Bases 72 to 1907 code for a protein of 611 amino acids.
CUGCUGUCGUGAAAGUCGUACAGCUGCAUCACUGCCGUAUUCUGCGGACGCAAUCACAGCUGAGGAGCAAGAUGUCGGACAGCUGGCGCCUGGCUUGUGACACCUACCAGCUCGCUGUCACCGCCUCGGAGGUGGAAUCCCGGACUGACCCGGAGAAUGAGCCCUACCGCUCCAAGUACCGGGCCCGGGAGCUGCUGCGGGAGGUGCGGGCUCUGCUGCGGCCCCGGGAGGAGGAGGAUGACAGCAGCGGGCGGCGGCAGGAGGAGACCGGGGACCGGCAGGAGGGGGAGGAGGACCGGCUCCUAGCGGCCCGGCUCGGGGUGAUCGAGUACAAACUCGGGGUCAAUCACACGGAGACAGAGGAGAUGUCCGCCGGAGAGGAGCAUCUGGUGAAAUGCGGGAGGAUCCUGGAGAGAUACCGGCUGUCAGAGGACUGUGUGUCCGCCUACAUCCAGGCACAGAAUAAUCUUGGAAUUCUCUGGGCUGACAGAGGUGAAAUAAUUGUGGCACAGACAUACUUAGAAUCUGCAGAAUCCUUAUAUUUCCAAUACAUGAAAGAGAUUGGCAAACCUCCAAUGGAUCCUGAUGAUCAUUUCUUAUCUGAAGAAAAAAAGCUGACUGAACAAGAGAGAUCUAAGAGGUUUGAGAGGGUGUACACCCAUACACUUUACUAUUUAGCACAAGUCUACAAACAUCUAAAACAGGAUGAAAAGUCAGCUCAGUAUUGUCACACUACUUUGCAGAGACAACUGGAGUACGAUGGAUACAGCCCUGUUGAGUGGGCAAUCAAUGCUGCCACAUUAUCUCAAUAUUAUCUUGCAAAGCAAUGUUACAUGGAAUCCAGACACUGCCUUGCAGCAGCAAAUAUCAUCUUUAGCAAAGCAGAACAAGUGGUUUCCCCAGAGACGACAAAAGAAAAUGAAAGUGAACAGGAUCGUAUAGAGUUUCUUGGGCAGAAGAAGGCAGAAAUUGCCAGAUGUUGGGUUAAAUACUGUCUCAAUUUAUUGCAAGACUCACGUAAAAGUCUUGAGGAUAACAUUGGAGAACUUGAUGUUGACAUUCAGGAUGAACUUAAAGCCCAGAGACGAAAAGAAGAGGAUGAAAAAGAGAGAGGUCGGAAGAAGGCAGUUCUCUUUGGAUCAAGUGAUAUAUAUGAUUCCAUACUUGCUGUAGAAGAAAAAGUUGACUGUUGUUAUCCGCUAGAUUUCAAAGAAGCAAGAGAGGUUUUCCUAAUUGGACAGAAUUAUGUCAAUGAGGCAAAGGAAUUUUUUCAGCUAGAUGGUCAUGUAACUGACCACAUUGAGAUAAUCCGGGACCACAGCGCACUCUUUAAGGUUCUUGCUUUUUUUGAGGAUGAUUAUGAAAGGCGCUGUAAAAUGCACAAACGCAGAGUAGAUAUGUUAGAGCCUAUGUGCAAAGAGUUGAAUCCACAAUACUAUCUUCUAGUAUGCAGACAGCUUCAGUUUGAGCUAGCUGACACUUAUUAUGAGAUGAUGGAUUUGAAAGUAGCAAUUGGCAACAAACUAGAUGAGUUGGAUUCUCACACAAUUAAAAAGAUCAAUACUCUAGCACAGUCAGCAAUUGAUUACUAUGAAAUGUUUUUGGACUCCUUGAGAAGCCCAGAUAAAAAGUUCCCGGAGAAGCUUGAUGAGGACGUUCUCCGUCCUGCCUUGGUGGCCAAGUUUCACAUUGCGCGUCUUUAUGGAAAACUUAUUUGUACAGAUCAAAAGAAACAGCUGCAAAAUAUGCAGACCUCUUUGAAUUACUACUUAUUUAUUGUAGAAUACUGUGAAAGAUAUGAAGACGCCAUCAAAUCAGUUGAAACAGAGUUGGAACUUAGUAAGGAAAUGGUGGCUUUACUCCCUACACGUAUGGAGAGGUUAAGAGCCAGAUUAACAUCCUUCUAAAUUCUAGGCAUAAAAUGUGCUUUUGUGUUUAUUUUACUAAUACAUUUCAUGCUAUAUUUAUUAUUAUUUAGGAUUCCCUCCAUGAAACAUGCACCUGCAAGUAUUGAUUUUGACAGUAAAUGUGUUCUUGGACAACGAAUAAACCCAAUGACAGAGGUUGGGAUUGUUUUGUUGUUUUUCUAGAGAGGAAGAAGAUGCAGAACAAUUCAGAAUAUUGAGAAUUCUAACUGCUGACCUCCGUCAGAACAUCCCUGAACAUUUGAGCAAGCUGUGUGAAAGUACUAAAGGUAUAAGGCAGUCAGAUAGCUGUGUGCGUCAUACAUCGUCUCUUUGUGAGACCUGACCUCCCACAGGAUACUCUGUAGACCUCAGUGUUGUUCUCUUGUGGAUACAUAUUUUUGAAUCUUUUUUUUUUUUUUUUUUAGUGUUGCAGUUUAUUUAGGUGACUGGUUAACAAACCGAUCUGGAAUUGUCUCCCCAGUGUUAUAAAUCUCUGAAUCAUCUACUGGGAGAAUCAUUGUCAGCAAAUUGAGAUAUUUCAAUACAAAUAAUUCUUUUGAACUGUAGGAAACAAAGUUGUUAAUUUAGACAAAAUAAAUUAAUUUGAUGGCAAAUGGGGUGUAACAAGAAAUAUACAUGUUUUCCAAGUCCCAGUAAACACAACUGUUUUAUCCUGGCCAUUUUCAAUAAUGUUCAAAAUCUACAUACUUUCCACUUAAUGAUACACCUUGUCCGAACAGUCAGGGUUAUAAAAUAAAAAGUGCAUUUUACAUUUUAGGCUUGUGUAGCAGAACGUGACGCAUAGCUGAGAAUUUUUAACAUUUCAGAUAUCUUUGCCUUAAAGGUGAAAUUAAUUGUCAAUGCGCCUUGACUUCUCACUUUGUGCAAUUCACUGCAUUUAGAAUUUACCCAUUAAACCCCUUAGAGGUGGGGGAGGGGGUGUAGUCAUUUUUCUAUAGGUCGUAGGGGUCCUGUAUUUAGAGUCACAUAUGCACAAGCUUGUGCUUUGCCAUAUUUAUGAAAGGCUAGACCUGUAAAUAAUGUAAAUACUAUUGUGUUGGUAAUAGUCCUACCUCUCUACACUUUAUUUGCUGUCUCAAACAAUAUAUAUGGUAACAGCAUAUAGGCACCAUUUGGCCCAUCUAAUCAAACCAUGUUGAAACUUUAUUUUGCAAAUUUAUUUCAUGUGAAAGCCUUAUUCAUUUCUUAAAGGACCACUAUAGGCACCCAGACCACUUCAGCUCAAUGAAGGGGUCUGGGUGCCAGGUCCAUCUAGGGUUAACCCU